This is a messenger RNA of Eruca vesicaria subsp. sativa (arugula), 888 nucleotides long. The record is from the annotation of a GenBank genome assembly. Lineage: Eukaryota; Viridiplantae; Streptophyta; Magnoliopsida; Brassicales; Brassicaceae.
AUGAGGACGGAAGAGAAAGAAGAAGAAGAAGAACAAUGGCCAGGAUCAGCUCACGAGAUUUUAUUGCUUGUUCUUCCUUAUCUCCACUCUCUCUUCGAGCUUCUCUCUAUGACAGCUGUCUCGCGAUCCUUAAGAGACGCGAUUCGCGCUGAAACAGCUUUAUGGUCAAAGGUCGUUGUUGAACCACCGCUAAGCUCUCGUCUAACCGAUGAUAUUCUAUGGGACAUCACUUCCAAAUCCGCCGGGAAAUUGAACACUCUGAUUCUCCGACAAUGUCUUAGGAUCACCGACAAGGGGCUUCGACGUGUGGUGGACGCAAAUCCUCUCAUCAGAAAGAUAAUUGUGCCAGGAUGCACGGAACUGACUCCAGAAGGGAUCAUUGGAUGUGUUGAAAGCUUGUCAAAGGACAAUCAUAACGUGGAGACACUUCACAUCAACGGCGUCCACCGCUUCACGAAAGACCAUCUCUCAGCACUUUCGACUUACAUUCCUCACGAGGGAGCUAUAGAUGUCGAGGUCUGUCCCAAAUGCGACCAAGUCAUGAUGAUUCCCUCUUGCUCAAGAGUGUCAUGUAACCGUGGGAGAAGGCACGAACGAAAGUGCAAGGGAUGUUGGUUCUGCGUCCCUAGAUGCAUGGAGUGUUCAGUGUGCCUCGGAUCAGACACUGAGAUUCAAGAAGCAGCGUGUGGUGGCGACAGUCUGUGUCUUGAAUGCUGGCUUGUGCUUCCAAAGUGCAGGUUCUGCAAUAAACCCUAUUGCACAAGUCACAGUAGUCUGCGACAUGAUGUUGUAACCAAUGAUUCUUCGGCUCAGCCUAUGUUUGAAUGUCAAGCUUGUCACUACAGGGCAGGUAAAAACCCAUAUGACGCCUUCGACUAUCAAAUCUAA